UCCUUCAAGAAGCGGAGCAGCCUGCCGCCGCCUACCGCUGCUCAAACGUGGAGGGAAGGGGAACACAGGACGACGGCCGUCGCUGACUGCGCGGCUCUAUUGUUAGUCCACUGAAAUUUACGGCUCUGUCGACAUAUUCAGUGCAAUUUGCUCGUUUUCACAGCCGAGAGGGAGGGACUGUUUGUUUCUCUGGGAGACUUCAAGAAAGAGCCUCGGCGUUUGAAAGGACGUUGAAGUGUGAGAGCAACCAGGCGGUUCUGAGUGUGAGCGUCUGAAUUUGGUUAGCAGCAGCACCAACACCAGCAUCCAUACCAUAGGAGGGGAUGAAACCGGAUGGGGUUACCAUGGAAACCAUGGAGCCCACUGAAGCUGCAGCAGGAGCAGAGCCCUCCUUAUCACAGGGAGCAGCCACGCAGGAGGAAGUGACAGAACAAGCUCAGUCCGCAUCACAACCUGAUAAAGCAGCAUGUACCACAGUGCCCCCUGCUGCUCAGGAGGCCAAUGACAAGCCAGCAGCAGCAGACUCCAAAGCCAAGCCACAGGCUGUUGCGCCUAAAGUUAAACUUGCUGCCAAGACAGCAGGAGAUUCUGGGUCCAAAUCACGGCCAGGCUCUGCCCCAAACCGCACAGUGAAUGGGGUCAAACCCACAAACAGCGUCCCACCAAGGACGACUACAGCAAAGAAAACCACCACCACCACAACAGGAGCAUCAGCAACCGGGGCGGUACCAAAAAGGCCAGUGGGUGUAUCAGUGGCUUCCUCCACAGUUAGGACCCAAACUAAGGUGCCUGAAAAGAAGCCUGUUGGACCUGUCAAGGCUACCUCUGCUGCUGCCGCGGUAACCAACGGUACCAAACCAACAACAGCGAAUGGCACGCCUAAGAGACCAGCUACUGGGCCUGUUAAUGGAGCCAGACCUAAAACCACAGCUCCUGCCAGCAGACCAGCUGCGUCCACUGCCACAAAACCCAGCAAUUCUACUGCAGCAAGACCUGAUAGAACAGCUGUUUCCAAGACGUCCAGGCCUGCAACUUCCACGGCAUCUCGAUUUGCAUCCACCACGUCCAGGCCCACCACUGCUGGUGCUGGGACCACUGCAGCUACAGCCAAGCCUCCCACCACUGGAACUGCCAAAGCUGCUGCCGCCAGAGUCACCACAGCGCCCUCUGCUGGCAGAACCACAGCAGUGCAGCCUCCCAAAAAUAAUGCUGUUGCUAAGAAAGAUGUCAGCAGACCUGCUUCUGCCACCACAGCUAAGAAGCCUACAACAGCUACAACAUCUGCUGCUACCAAAAAACCUGAACCUUCAAAAACCACAGCCACCUUAAAACCCGACGCUGCCUCUAAACGGCCUAUUCCCACAAAGGCGGCAGAUCCCAAAAUGUCACGACCCAAAACACAAGAACCCCCAAAACCCACUCCCACAAAGAAAGCUGCACCACCCACUGCACGGCUCACUGCUCUUAACAAACCUCCCCUGGGCCGGAAUCCGCCUGCAUCACCAGCCAGCAAACCUGCGGCUAGCAGCACCGCCCAGACAAAACGUGGGCCCAAACCCACCCAGGCUGUCCAACCCUUCACUGCCACCAAGAAGACAGGGGCUCCAAAUUCUGCCACAGCUGCAGAGAGGCCGAGUGCUGCUGCCAUAGCAACAACUGCCACUGCAGUAGUCGCUGCCACCACAGCAGUUGCUGCAGCAGCGGCCAUUCUUGCUGAGCAAACAGAGGCGCCAGCAGAAACACAAGCAGAGGCUGUACUGGUUUCACCAGAAGCAACACUCCACCCUGCAGAGGAGGCCCCCUCCCCAGCUUUGGCCCAGGACACUCCAGCAGAGAUGGUACUUCAGGAGGCUGUUCAGGGCGAUGUUACUGCUCCCUCCCCUCCACAAAGUCCGGUCAGGACAGCCGUCCCACCCACAUGUCCAGACCAGGACUUAGUAGAAAGCAUUACUCCUGCAUUAACAGCUCAGGAGCAGAUAUCUGCUCCAGCUGAGGCUGCCCUCCCAACAAUGCCCUCUCCUCCUGCACUAUCAGAGGAUCAUGUUCUCCUGGCACUAGACCAAAACCCCUCCACAUCUAAAGCCCCUCCAUUGACAGUCAGUGCCACACUUCAGGUGGUCUCCUCCUCCAAUCUCAGUGAGGAAGAUGAUGAAGAAGAGAGGGAGGGUAGCCAGCAAGUUUCUGUGUCAGAAAUGAGUGGGACAACUCAGCCCACCGAGGAGUCUCGUCCUGGGUCAGCUGGACCUUUGGGUGGGUCUGCUUGGAGGGUCGGUGGGGCUCUGCUUUCUGAGCUUGACUCUGAGGAGGUUAGCGGCAGUCAGCAAGGAGCAUCGGAGCUGAGUGCCCCCGGUGUCCUGGAGGGCACUGAGAGCAUGGAUGAUCUGGGAGACGCCAGUCUCAAAGGAGCCAUCGACAUGGAAGGAGCCUCUGCAGGCUCACCUGACUUUGAAAAGGUUCCUGAUAUACCAGUCAAUGAUUUUGAGGAGGAUGAAGAUGAUGAUGAAGAUGAUGAAGACCGGGUUUGUGACAUGGAUGUCGGCUCAGAGCGGGCAGAUGACCUGCAAAGGCCCAGACAUGACAAUGAGGUAGAUGAUGAGGAGGAGGAUGAAGAUGUAGAGAUGGCCAGUGAGGGAGUGACUGAGAGCGGGCUGGAAAGCUAUGGGAACGCAGAUGAAGAUGAUUUUGCCGAGGAUGAAAGGUUGGAUAACCUGAACCGUGUAGCCCAGCCUCCACCUCCGCCUCCUCUGCUGCCCUCUGCUCCAGCUGCUCAGUGGGACCAACCCAAUCCUUUCGCUGAUCCAUGGGCGCAGCCUAUUCAGCUCCUGCAGCCACAGCCACCUUUUGAGCACAUCUCCCAACCUUUACAGGCAGCUGCAGCUAGCCCUUCCACAGAUCCCUGGCAAGCAGAUUCAGAGACCCCUACCCAGUCCCCAGCCCAGGCUUGGUUAGAACUAGGCUCUGCGCCCUAUAUCCCCCAAAACCAAGACAUUUCCCAUCACUCCUCAGGCCAGGCUGAGCCACAGAAACCAGAGGCUCAAACUUACAUGGACCAGUCCAACUCAACUCCUAUGCAGACUCUGGCCCCAGCUCCCCUCUCUGCCCCAGGAAUGUCCCUAUCCAGCACCUUGAGCAGUGAGACUAGUACACCUGAGGAGCUCUGCGAAUACAACCGGGAGGGGAAGCUCCAGCUCCCCAGCCAGGGUAGCCAAGCCCCAAUGCUCUCUCUCCAGCCUGACCCCGAGGACCAGGACCUUGGCAUCCACUUGGAGAGAGGGGAUAGAGAGGGAGAAGAGGAGGGCGAAGCGGAGACCCUGCCUGCUGAUGAAGUCCUUGGAGGCCCUGCAACAGCGCCCACCUCCAACCCCUCAUCAUCCUCAACAACAGAGGAUGAGGCUAGCGACACGGAGGGAGAAGCUCAGUUGGACGAUCCCCUGGAUGGCCAAGGGAUCAAUAACAUAACCUUUGACGGUCAGCCUUCAACGCAGCGCUCCCUGUCUGCCGUGGACGAAGGAGAGGAGGAGGGUGGUGUUGGAGGAGACGCCACUCCACCUUCAGCAAACUCGGCGGCCUCAUACGGCUUUGACACCAUGACCACAGCCUCAAAUUCCAAUGCCCAGUCCACAGGUGAGAGCUGCACCAAGAGUCCUGGCAUCUUUUCCCUGGAGGAGCUGCCAGAAGAGGCCAAGGAGCCCUGCAUCAUCAUGGAGCCUCCAGCCCAGCCGUGCCCGACAGAGCAGCACUACAUGCAGUGCGGGAAGCAGGAAGCGGACACGGCUGAGGAUGCGGGAGUGGAAUUGUCGGGGUCAGAAGAAGCCUCCGCUCCAUCUUUGUUACAUCUGCAGCAACCAGAGGGUGACCCCGAUGACUCCCAGCCUCCCUACUACUCCGCUAUCUGUGAAAAGACUGAGAACUCUUUCGCAGGUAACGUAUAGCUCCUCUCCCUCAUAGCCUAGGUAAUGUCCUCUGCCUCCCUCUUGCCCCAUCCAAAACAAUGUCACUUGUGUAGUUCUUGUUGUCGAUGUUUGUCCUGAAAAUAUCUGGGGUGGAUGUAAUCAAAGUUAAACUAAAACACAGAGAGCAAAAAGAAAGGGAAGAAAUAAAAAGAAGACAGCAGUGCCACUUCCCUCUGAUAUAAUAUUUCCAUUAUGAUUAUAUGGCUUAAACUCCUGUAUGUGCAAUAGCUACUACUAUUUACUCUUACAGUGUGUGAGCGCCUGUGUUAUUGGUUUCUAUUUUAAUUAACACUGCAUUAUCUGGUCACCCUGAACUGGCAUGGAUUUGACUCGUCUGUUUACAGUCCAGCUCUUACCGAGAAAUAGUAAAUUAACCAUAACCAAUGAAAUGUGGGUUGAACUGUUUAACAAUUUUCCAUGUAUAUUUAUCCAGUACUUUUUACUGAACUUAAAAUGAGUUUGGUUGUACUUUAAAUUUUUUGACUUUGCUCUCCUACCUUUAAGAUACAGGCAUCUUUACCCCUCCUUACACCCAUCACGCCUCCUCUCUUCUUGCACUUUAAAGUUAGAUUGUACCCUCUUUCUCUUAUGUUUGUUCAUCUUUUGGAGUAAUGAACCUUAAAGCUUUAAAUAAAGAUUAGAUUUUUACCAUGAA
Myripristis murdjan (pinecone soldierfish) is the source of this 4608-nucleotide messenger RNA. RefSeq names its product mucin-5AC-like. Lineage: Eukaryota; Metazoa; Chordata; Actinopteri; Holocentriformes; Holocentridae. The record is from RefSeq and is a predicted model, not a curated record. The transcript has 5 exons. Bases 324 to 3932 code for a protein of 1202 amino acids.